AUGGCAACGGAAACCCAAACGUCCCAAGGUCCCGGUGCUGGCUUCGACUUCAAACUCUACCGGUAUACUCCGUCACUACCUGCAGCGAUUGUCAGCGUCGUUGUCUUCGCCAUCCUCACAUUUCUUCACACAUGGCGGCUGUACAAAGCACGAGCCUUCUACUUCACCGCCUUCACGAUUGGUGGUUUAUGUUACUGCGGUAGAAUCUGGAGUCAUUACGAUAAGCUUUCGAUUGGCGGGUUUGUAAUACAAGCUAUCCUGAUUCUCGUCGCUCCAGCCCUAUACGCCGCUUCGAUUUACAUGAUACUGGGCCGUCUCAUUCGAACGGUUAGAGGCGAGCAUCUUUCAUUGAUUCCGGUGAACUGGGUGACACGCAUCUUCGUCACUGGGGAUGUGGUUGCGUUCUCGCUCCAGGCGGGAGGCGGGGGCAUACAAGCUGCGGGUACGCUGGAACUAUACGAAGCGGGUGAGAAAAUCAUUAUAGCAGGGCUUUUUGUCCAGAUAGUGGUUUUUGGAUUCUUCGUCCUCACCUCUCUUCUCUUCCACUACCGCCUCGCGAAGACCCCAACAAACACCGCCAAUGGAAGCACGCCCUGGAAGCGGUAUCUUGUCGUACUUUAUAUCACGAGCGCCAUCAUUCUGGUCCGAAGCAUCUUCCGAGUCGUCGAGUAUCUACAGGGAAAUGGCGGUUAUCUCAUUUCUCACGAGAUAUUCCUUUACAUGUUCGACACUCUUCUAAUGGCCGUCGUUAUGGCCAUCUUCCUGGUUUGGUAUGUCGAACAGCUUGAGGAUAAAAGGCAGAGAAAGUCGGUGGAAGACCGCGAUACAUCAGGAUCGAACGAUUUCAUACUGGAAGAGGCGCGUAAGUGA
This is a messenger RNA of Colletotrichum spaethianum, 870 nucleotides long. RefSeq names its product protein RTA1. Gene Ontology annotation, cellular component: membrane. The transcript has 2 exons. The record is from RefSeq and is a predicted model, not a curated record. Lineage: Eukaryota; Fungi; Ascomycota; Sordariomycetes; Glomerellales; Glomerellaceae. Bases 1 to 870 code for a protein of 289 amino acids.